GUGGCCACCGUCAGCCCCCUGUCAUUCUGAUAGUAUCUACAACAUACAUAUCUCCGAAGUAUGUACAGAGGGCAUCGGGAUUUGAUGUGGUGACGAUCUUCACGGAAUCCUUCCAUAGAUACCAAUCAAUAAUACCCCCGCCGUAUCCCGCUUACGGUGGUACGAGCCCGGCCCCGGUGUUUGCCCUGUUUGCGCCAUGAUGGCCUGAUGGCCUGAGGGCUUGCUUUGAGCUUCACUUUCCGCCGCGAUCUGCUCGUCGCCGGUUUUCCGCCUCGCUCGCCCCUCAUCUCUCUCCAUCAUGCGUCCUCUGUCUCGGACAGCCCUCCGGCCCUACGUCUGCCCCUCCUGCCAAUUGGGCCGUCUCCCCGCCCGCAGGAGAUACGCUUCCCACUCGUCCUCCAACGGCCCUGCUCCCGAAAUCUACGAUGUUGUCUGCGUCGGAGGUGGUCCUGCCGGGCUGGGCCUGUUGGCUGCUCUCCGCGCUUUCCCCGCUACUUCCAAGCUGAAGGUCGCCUUGAUCGAGACCCAGGACCUGCACAAAGCCCGCUCGUGGUCCCUCGAUGCACAGCAUUUCUCCAACCGCGUCAGCAGCCUCACGCCCUCCUCCGUGUCGUUCCUCAAGAAGAUCGGCGCCUGGGACCAUCUCGAUACCUCCCGCGCACAGCCCUACCAGGAGAUGCAAGUGUGGGAUGGCGAAACUGGCUCGCGCAUCUCCUUCGAUUGGUCCAUGGAGACCUCCGCAUUUGAAGACCUCCGCACUGUCGCAACCAUGACCGAGAACUCCAACCUCGUCCGCGCUCUGCUAUCCCGCAUCGCCGCCUCGGGAGACGAGAACCUCUCCCUCUUCUCCAACAGCACUGUUUCCUCCAUCGCCAAUGGCUCCGAUAACCCUGACGGCCCUGACCUCUCGGCCUGGCCCGUCCUCUCCAUCACGCCAACCGGCUCCGCACCCUCUCAACCGCCCACUCGCAUCGCCGCACGCCUUCUCGUCGGCGCCGACGGCAUCAACAGCCCUGUCCGCCGCUUCGCCGACAUCGCCACUGAUGGCUGGGACUACAAUCGACACGGCAUCGUCGCGAGCCUGUCCCUCGCCGAUCUCGACCCCGCUCCAUUCCCCGUCGGCAUGAGAACCGCCUACCAGCGGUUCCUGCCCUCGCUGGGCGGACCAAUCGCUCUACUCCCGCUCCCCAACAACCACGCGACCCUCGUCUGGUCCACCACCGUCGAAAACGCCGCCUACCUCAAAUCCCUCUCGCCCAAGGCCUUCCUCGCCAUGGUCAACGCCGCCUUCCGCCUCUCCGUGACCGACCUCCAAUACAUGUUGCGCAUGGAACGCCCCGCCACAGCCGUCUCCGACCUCGAAGACCCGCACGAGAACGAACUCAGCUGGCGCCUCGAACACACUCCCCAACCCUCCCACAUCCCACCCAUGGUCACCGGCGUCCAGGAAGGCAGCGUCGCAUCCUUCCCGCUCCGCUUCCGCCACGCCGCAACCUACGUGUCUCCCCGCGUGGCCCUUGUCGGCGACGCCGCCCACGUCAUCCACCCGCUUGCCGGCCAGGGUCUGAACCUCGGCCUCGGCGACGUGGCCUCCCUCGCCCAGACGAUCGAGUACGCCGUCCACCACGGCAUGGAUGUCGGAGACCUGCUCACCCUGGAACGCUACGCGGGCGACAGAUACGCCACGAACGCCAAGAUCGGCGGCGCCUGCGACGUCCUGCACAAGCUAUACAAUGUGCCCGGCAACGGGCCCGUAGCGUGGGCGCGCAGUCUAGGCUUGGAUCUCGUUGACCGAGUUUCCUUCGUCAAGGGAUUAUUGAUGAAGGGUGCAGAGGGCUGGUAGGUACGUAGUACAGCAGCAACAG
Messenger RNA from Aspergillus sclerotioniger CBS 115572, 1865 nucleotides. Its product is annotated as putative ubiquinone biosynthesis monooxgenase (Coq6). NCBI's taxonomy places the organism in Eukaryota, Fungi, Ascomycota, Eurotiomycetes, Eurotiales, Aspergillaceae. The transcript has 2 exons. Gene Ontology annotation, molecular function: 2-octaprenyl-6-methoxyphenol hydroxylase activity; FAD binding; oxidoreductase activity, acting on paired donors, with incorporation or reduction of molecular oxygen, NAD(P)H as one donor, and incorporation of one atom of oxygen. Bases 299 to 1843 code for a protein of 514 amino acids. The record is from RefSeq and is a predicted model, not a curated record. Gene Ontology annotation, cellular component: mitochondrion. Gene Ontology annotation, biological process: ubiquinone biosynthetic process.